Molecule: messenger RNA, 3931 nt
Organism: Perognathus longimembris pacificus (Pacific pocket mouse)
Lineage: Eukaryota; Metazoa; Chordata; Mammalia; Rodentia; Heteromyidae
Gene: Lamp2
Product: lysosomal associated membrane protein 2
Exons: 9
Coding region: 129-1358 (409 amino acids)
Biological process (GO): protein targeting to lysosome involved in chaperone-mediated autophagy; cellular response to starvation; autophagosome maturation
Cellular component (GO): autophagosome membrane
Source: RefSeq, a predicted model, not a curated record
ACUCGGGCUGAAGCUGCACUGUGGUCAGUGGUCACCGGAGCUGUACUUUCAGGUCCCGCGAGCCUUUUCUCUGGUAUUGUUGCUCUUGUCGCCGCUCCCGCUGCCGCAUCUGGCUUUUCGGAAUCACGAUGUGCUUCCGGCUCUCCCCAGUUCCGAGCUCGGGGCUCGUUCUUCUCUGCCUCCUCCUUGGAGCUGUCCCAUCCUAUGAAUUGGAAUUUGAUUUGAAAAAUUCAGAAAAUGCCACUUGCCUUUAUGCAAAGUGGCAGAUGGAUUUCACAGUACAUUAUGAAACAACAAACAGAACUUCUAAAUCUGUAACCAUUUCAAACUUUACCAAUGUGACAUUUAAUGGAAGCAAAUGUAGGGAUGAGCAGAAUCAUUCCCAAAUUGCAGUACAGUUUGGAUCCGGUUUCUCUUGGAUUGUGAAUUUUACCAUGGAGGCACCUUAUUAUCUGAUUGGUGGGAUCUCAUUUACCUACAACAUGAGUGAUGCUACAACAUUUCCUGAUGCUGCAAAGAAAGGAAGUGUUACUGUUAUUUCCCCUGCGACAAUCAAAAUUCCACUGAAUGACAUCUUUAGAUGCAAUAGUUCAUUAACUCUAGAUGCUGAUAAAGUUGACCAGAAAUAUUGGAAUGUUCUUGUACAACCUUUUGUCGAAAAUGGCACAGUGAGCAAAAAAGAAUUUGUAUGUGAUAAAGAUAAAAUUUCUACAACAAUAACACCCAUUGUUCAUACCACCGUGCCAUCUCCUACUGCAACACCUACUCCAAAGAAAAACCCAGCAGUGGGAAACUAUUCCAUUACUAAUGGCAAUGGCACUUGUCUACUGGCUACCAUGGGGCUGCAACUGAACAUCACUCAAGAAAAGGUUCCUGUCAUUAUUAAUAUCAACCCCAAUAUAACUAACGUCACUGGCAGUUGUCAUCCUCAAACAGCUCAGCUUAGACUGAACAACAACAUCAUUAAGUAUCUUGACUUUGUCUUUGCCAUGAAAAAUGGAAACCGAUUCUAUCUGAAGGAAGUGAAUGCCAGCAUAUUGACUAAUGGCUCUGUUUUCAGCGUCACAAACAACAACCUUAGCUACUGGGAUGCCCCGUUGGGAAGUUCUUAUAUGUGCAACAAAGAGCAGAUUGUGUCAGUGUCUGAAAAAUUUCAGAUAAAUACCUUUAAUCUCAGGGUCCAGCCUUUCAAUGUGAAGGAAGGAAAGUAUUCUACAGCCCAGGAGUGUUCGCUGGAUGAUGACACCAUUCUAAUACCAAUUAUAGUUGGUGCUGGUCUUUCAGGCUUGAUUAUCGUUAUAGUGAUUGCUUACCUAAUUGGCAGAAGAAAAAGCUAUGCUGGAUAUCAGACUCUGUAACACUAAUCCAUUCAUGAUCUCUGUUACAAAAAAUAAAGCAAGUACAAGUACAAACAUGCAAUAAUGUUCAAUUUAAGGUACAUUUAAUUUCAGUUUUGCUCUUAGAAUGGGUGGUAUGGAGAUUUCAAACCAUCACAAACAAAAUUAAAACUAUAAACUGCAAAUUAGACCUGAUUUUGGGGUUUCCAACCAUGAAACUCAACACGGUUAUUUCUAUCACAAAAGACAUGUGCAAAAUUACCUAGAUUAUAAGUUCAGUUUUACUUUCUUCAGUAUUUAGUAUUUAGCGUUUUGUCUUCACCUGUAUGUUCUGACUAGAAAUGCACAGGAAAAAUUAUGUUUGUGCAUGUGUGCUAGUACUAGGCUUUUAGUUCUAUGGCUUUUUUUACUCAUGGCUGAGAGCUCUACUAAUUGAGCCACACUUCCAAUCUGGCAUUGUUCUGAUUAAUUGGAAGAAAGUCUUACCAACGUUUCUGCCAGAGCUUCCUUUGAACUGUAAGUCUUACAUCCCAGCCUCCUGAGUAGGUAGAAUUGCAGAAGUGAGCCACCAGUAGUCAGCCAACAAAACAAUUAAAAAAGUUUUUUCCCUGCAUGAGAUUGAAUUGGGACAAUAUAUUCUACAAUGGGUUUGUACUUGUUCUCUUUGCACUUUUUUGUGAUUUUGUUUGCAGGUUAAUUUAGCUACUUUACCUUGCUGCAUAUUUGAUCUAGGAAAGAGAAGCUAGUAGAUUUGUUUAGAGCCUAAUAAGUCAUAGUAUGUUCUUCCUAAUGAAUUCCUUUCUCAUGUGUUUUGAAUACAUUUGUUUUUAAUGUGGCUGUAACAAGAAAAGAUAAAAAGUUUAUUUUAAGUUUAGAAUAAAUGUUUAAUUUACUAUUUAAUUUGCUUUUUUAAAAAAUUGGAUAUUUCAAUCUUUUAAAUUACUAGCUACAAGGCUAUUCCUACUAGGCAUUUCAAUCUAUACUUUAGGUGCUUUUGAGAUAAUUGCUAGACAGUGCCAAUGCAGAGCAUUAUUCUUUUGUGCCUGUAUAUUGGCCUCCGUAUAUAAUAAUAAAAUUAAUGUAGCUUUCUCUUUAACCUUCCAGUCUUCCUUGUUGGCGGUAAUGUAUUUUUUCUCUUCUUUUUCUUAAAGAAGAAAUGUUAGUAUACCCAAGGACCUAGAUAAAGAAGUGCACUUACACUCAGAAAAUAAUUUGCACCUAAUUUGAAAGUCUUGGUCUUCCCUUUAGUCCAUUAAAAUAUUAUUCAUUUCUAGUUUGCAUUGAUUGCUACAGCAUUUACUAAUUUGCCGUUCACAUUUAAAUGGUACUGUGCUAAUCAAAACUUACUCUGUUAUUGUUCAUUAUAGUAGAGGCAUUAUUAAUUCAUGUAUUUUGUAUUCAAUUUGGUACUCAGAGAGAUGCACCAGUUGUCCAUUUACUGAGCGUGCAACCCCUAAUGCUUAUAUAAAAAAGAAAAUGCUUCAGCUUGAUAGCACAGGAAGUAUUCCUUGUAGCUACUGGGAGAUCUUUUACAUGCAUAUAUAUUUACACACACAUAUAUCCAUACACAUAUAUGCACAUAUUAUAUAUGUAUACACAUACAGGUACAGCUGAGCAAACAAAAAAUAUUAGCAUUCAGCUAUACAUGGCAGGUUCUUAUGGUUAUUUGAGGAGGACAGAUUACAUGCCUCACAUUUACCUGAAAAUGAGGAACUAUCUGGGUUCCAAAGCUUUGGUAUUGGUUGAAUGCAUCAGUACACACAUACACAUAUGAUAUGCACACAUUCAUAGGAGAUUGCGUGCUAGGCUAUGUAUGUCUGUAACUGUCUUUGAGUUAUAAUGGAAUAAGUAAUAUUUUCUUCACUGAAAUUUGCUGUCUCUAGCUUAAAAACUUAUUGUUCUAGACUGUAUUCUUCACUGACUUUCUCCUAGAGCUUCACAGAGCUGCAUCAAUAGAUUCAAAACAUUUCUUAGAAACCAAAUUUAAAUCUGGAUUUAAAAAAUUACUUUCAUUUAAACUGUGUUUUAGCAUACAAUUACUAAUCUUAUAAGGAUUGAUUAAGCUUUUAUGAACAUUGGCCUUACAUAUUUUUCAUGAAUCAAAACAAAGUAGCUUUUUUCUUUGAAGAAAUAUUAGAACUGUAAAUGACUGCAUUGACUUAAGGCUGUUAAUGUUUCUAGAAGUUUCUACAUUUAGAUUAUAAAUCUGAUUGAUAUUAAAGUACUAUCAAGCACUGUUUUAUAGAAAAAUAUGACUUGAGUGAAUAUUUUUGUAUUUUACAUGGGCCAGUUUAUAUACUACUAUUUACACGAUUAUUUCCUAUAACUGUUUGUUCUUUGUACCUUUUGUACAGUUUUGGUUUUAUUUUACUGAAUUCACACCUUAAUGGUAAUGCUCUAUUUGAUUUCAGGUCUUUUUCAUGUUUUAGCAUUUGUAUGAAGUAACUGGUCCAUGUAAAUAUCUUUCAUGUUUUUUUUCCCUCAAAUGUUUAAGCUACUAGUUGAUGUAUGGUCUCUCUUUUUAGAUAUUUGCCUGUCUUGUUUGCUCAACAUUGCUUCUAAAACAAUAAAGAUUCUUGUAUUUCUUAAGGAAA